Physella acuta is the source of this 5612-nucleotide messenger RNA. Its product is annotated as von Willebrand factor D and EGF domain-containing protein. Lineage: Eukaryota; Metazoa; Mollusca; Gastropoda; Physidae. The record is from RefSeq and is a predicted model, not a curated record.
GACAUAAUGAAAAAGGCCCCCAUAUUAUAUAUUGAAUUAUGCUGCUGUUGUAGUUUGGCUUAGAAUCUCUAGCUUGGGAUUGCUCACAGCAGUUUUAAUAAUAAUGGAGACUUUGACUUUGAGAUUAGUAUUUUUGCUUAUUUUGCAAGGUUUCUUCUCAAAGACUUAUUCAGAAGAUUUAAUAAGCUGUGAAGAUUCGAAAAUUGAUCUGGUCUUUGUGAUAGACUCUUCCACAAGUGUGGGAGAAAGCAACUACCAGCUGGGAAGAGAUUUUAUGAAGGACCUGUUGCUUGUGGCUGACAUUGACAACGGCAAUGUCAGGGUCGGUGCUGUAGUCUUCAGUAAUGCAGCCUAUAUCCAGUUCCACUUGGACAAGUACAAAACCAAAGCUGAACUGUUUCAAGCCAUCUCUGCCAUCCCUUACAUCUCAGGCUGGACCAACACUGCUGAUGGUCUAAGAACAAUGAGGACGACAAUGUUCAGUCCUGCACACGGAGAUCGUCCUAAUGUCCCCAACAUUGCUGUGGUCAUCACAGAUGGUCAGUCUAACACCAACAGGGAAAGGACAAUCCCAGAGGCUGAGGCUGCUAAAGACCAAGGCAUUCAGAUCUAUGCUAUUGGUGUUGGCGCAGGAAUCACUGAGGAACUUAACAACAUUGCAAGUAAACCUGUAGAUGAUUUUAGAUUUACAGUUCAAGAUUAUAAACAGCUGAAAGAUUUAAAGCAGAAACUUUUUUCUGCUAUUUGUGCGGCAUUACCACCAGUUACAAAAAUACCUACUACACCAAAACCGGUUGUGAUUAGACGUGUGAACACCAGGUUUGAUCUAGUGUUUGUACUUGAUGCCAUUUCCAGUGUGUCUAAAUCUAACUUUGAUCUGAUGAUAAAAUUCAUCAAAGAUUUCAUCUAUGCAGACGAUAUUUACAAUGAAAAUGUUAGAAUUGGUGUUGUCACAAGCAGUAACAGUCAUAUCCAGUUCCAUCUUGACAAACACAGAACUAAAGAUGACAUCAUCAAUGACACAGACGCCAUAGCCUAUCCACCAAAUGACAACACCAACACAGCAGAUGCCAUUAGAACAAUGACAGCCAUGUUCAAUGAGUCAAAUGGGGAUCGUUUAGAUGUUGAUAACAUCGCCAUAGUACUUACAACUGGUGUUUCCAACAGUCAAAACAUUCAGGCAGAAUCUGACGCGGCCAGAACACAGGGCAUUCAUAUCUUUGUUGUUGGCAUUGGUCUAAGGGACACCACACAGUUGGAUGUUAUCGCCAAUAAACCAUUGGACCAAAAUAGAUUUACUGUCAAAGAUUUUACAGAUCUUGAGGACCUUAAGGAGAAUGUUUUUUCUGCUGUGUUAACCCAGAUGCUGGAAAAUAAAAAGAAUUUAGACAACUGUCCACUUGAGCCCACUUCUGUUCAUCUUGAAGUAGCAACUGAUAUACAGGGAAUUGGAAAAAUCUCUUGCUCCUUAGCUGAACAUCCUCCAGAUAAAGUUCAGAUUAGAUUCUUCAUUACAGUGUUUGGUGAAGAAACAAAUGCUGCACAAGUGGUUAAUUCUCCUGAGCGAACUUGGACAAUACCCUUAAGUGAAUUAAGUGGAGAAGAUAAAAGCUUAUUUGAUAAAAAGAUUUACUGUAUUGGAGAAGUAAGAUUUCUCAAAGGGGAAUGGUGUCACACUAAAGGCAGCAAUGUUAUUUCACCUGCUAUUAUGUGCCCUGCACCAACACAGAUCAAGUUAGUUGAGGGUCAAGGUUAUCAGAAUGUACUGGUCAAGCUCACAGCUCCACCGGCUUUCUUCUGUGUUGGUAAAGAUGGAGGUCAGUGUGAACUAGAGGUGGUUAUCAACACUGUUGUACAGAAUAAUGAACUAAGGUGCUCUAAAGAUGAAAUAAUCCCUCAGAUUGUAUUUGGAAUAGAUAAAUGUACCCUGAAGUUCACUAGAUCAAACUGGAAAAAUGGUAUAACCAUCCCAGUCAAGGCCAACAUUGAUAGAAUCCUGGAUGGGGAUAGAGUUGUUACAAUACAAACUACUGUCAAAUUCACUGGUUUGGAAAACACAGAGGAGAGUUGUCCUGAUAUACAGGCCACUGUUGUUGAUAGGGACAAAGCUUCCAAUUGCUAUUCCGUCAAUGAUCCACAUAUUGCAACAUUUGAUAAAUAUAACUAUGACAACCAGCUUGAGGGGGAAUUCAUUCUAUAUAAGCACAAAAAUCUACCUUAUCAGGUAAAUGUGGACUAUCGGCCAUGUGUGCCACAUCUGCAAACAGCCACAUGUAAUUGUGCAGCUGCAAUUCAGUCGGGCAGUAGUGUCAUUGUUUUCAACUCCUGUGAUGCAAAGACUGUCAGACAGGAUGCAACAGCCAUGGACAUAAAGAUUUUUUCUGAUGGGGAGUUAACUCCUGGCACUAAAGUUAGACAACUGGGUGGCGGCCAGCAAUAUGAAGUCCAGCUCCCUACUGGAACAGUUGUAACUGUCAUGCCCAGUCAGGCUACCUUCAUGAAUGUUUUUAUCACAGCUUCACCCGCAGAUUUUAAAAUGGUAGAAGGCAUGUGUGGAAAUUUUAAUGGUGUUAAAGAUGAUGAUGUAGAUAAUCUUUCAGUAGACAACUUUAACAUCAAGUGGAAGGCUACAAAAACAAUUUUCUGUGGUGUGAGUGUCCUGUCCAAUGAUUCAGCUGUCCAGUCUGCCUACAGUAGCUGUACUGGAGAUUCUCAUCCAGUUCUCAGCUCAGAUGUGGAUGUGUUUCGGUGCUCAUCGUCAGAUGUUGAUUCCAAUGAAAUAACUAAGAAGAUCCCAGUUUUUAAGAAUUCUGAGACCACAUGUAAACAACUGACAAGGAGAAAAAGACAGGCAUCUGUACCAAAUCCAAGCCCAACAAAGAUGACAUUGACUGAAGCCCAGCUAAACUGUUCUGGUUACCUGGAGUCUAGUGCAGUGGUUAAAGCAUGCACUGAGCAGCUCUCUAAAGAAAGAGUUACACAAAGUGUGUCUGAAUGUGCUUAUGAUCUAAUGAGCACAGGACUGUUUGAUUGGGCUGUGUCACAUGUAAGCAACCUGGCAGAGGAGUGUAUCACACGAGCUGAACAAAACCAAAGUUCAUGGACAGGUGAAGGUGACACACCUGGUGAACCUGUAUUUCCUCAAGCCAUUGUCACCCAGCUGUGUGUCAGGGACUGUGGGGACAACGGACAUUGUGUCAACUUGUUUUGUAAAUGUGAGAACGGCUAUUUUGGAGAAAGUUGCCAGUUUGGACCAGAUACUGUACCAUAUAUUUUUGGAGCAGAAAAAACUUGUGACAUAGAAGAAACAAAUUGUAAGACUGUGUUACUAUCUGGAGAUUACUUCAGCUCAUCAGAAAAGUUCUCUUGCAAAUUAAACUUUGCCUCAAUUGACACAACAGCAAGAAAAACAGAGAGCAGUGCUGUAGUGAGAGCAGAGUACAUCAGCAUGUACCAAGUUAGAUGUACACUCCCUACACGACGCAGUGCCUACAUCACCGUCACAAACGAUGGCGUCCGUCAGAGUGAAAAUGUUUACCUUCAUGUUGUCCACAACUCCAGCUGUCAGACUUGUGUCAUCAAUGACAACAAAACUGAUGUGCAUUGUACUGUAGCAAACAGCACAUGUGCAAUAGAUGGACAAUGUUAUUUUCAAAAUGAAGAAGACCCUGAUGAUUCUUGUAACAUCUGUGAUGCCAACAGUAACAUACACAUAUGGACUAGAAAAACUGAUUGCAGUGACAGCCUUUCUAAAACAGCAAUCAUCCUGAUCACAGUGUUCUCUGUUCUGAUUGUGUUGGCUGUUGUCAUUGCUGUGUACUACGUUUAUAGGAGAAAGAAAUGUUUCACCUGGAGCACAGAGACAACAGCAGUAAGUGAUCAGUACGUGAAGGUCUCUCUCAAAGACACAGAGGCCUCUGAAGAAAAGAUUUAAAAAAUCUAGGGUCUCACAUACCAGAGCCAGGCAUUCAGAAACCUGUUCACUAGAACUUAACACACUAAAUAAAGCAGCUUGGUGCAUUUUUAUCAAUCACCUACAAACAAUUCAUUGACAUUUCUGAUAGCAAUUAUCAGAAUCCAUAAAUUACAUACUCAUUUAAAAAUCUAAAAAUAACCUUCUUGAUAUUGUCUUGAAUGUAAAAUGUCUUCUUCUGGACUAGUCUUUUUUUAAACAGAGAUUAUGUAUUUAGGUUGUAUUUUUUUGUUUGUAUUUUUUUAAUGUUUAUGGCACUCAGUUUGAAUCUUUGACUUUAGUGAUGAGUAUAGCUACAUGGGUUUUUGGUAUUUGUGGGCUGUUAUUACAUUAUACAUCCUUUUAUACAACAAAAUAGAUUGCUUUAUUGUUAUAAAAUGCCAUAUUUAAACAAUGCCUUAUUUGAAUAUAAUAUUUUUUUUUGUGGGACUGUAAAAUGGCUAACUUGAAUGUUUACUGGAGAUUUACUUCUGGUAAAAUAAUUGCUUUAAAAGAUUUUUAUUUAGUGGAAAUCUAUGAAAAAACUUAACGUGUUGAACUAUUCUAAAACAUUCCUCUAUAUACCUUUGUGGUCAACAUUAUGCUGUUUAUUUAAAAUCUAAACUUUUAAAAUUUAAUUUUAAAAUAUAUUUUUAUAUAAAACUUUGCCUACAUUUAAUAUAAUAAAUUUACACAAGUGAUAAAUGGUUGUGGCUUGGUAUGUUAAAUGUUUUUUCUCAACUUUCAGUGUUUUUUAUCUGCCUUAAAAUUUUAUAUUUUUAACAUAAUAGAUACAUGUUAUUUUCUGGUAUUUUUAGCCAUAAUGGAAAUGUAUGCAUUUAUUUCAUUUUCUGUGUGCCUUUUGAAAAACUACAAGUCAUUGACGUACUAGAAUAAACCCUUGAAAUUUUAAAACUUCAUACAUCAAUGUUGUGUACAAGCUCAGUUCCUCAGAAGAACCCAUGGCUUGUCAUAUUUUUCAAUGUUGUUAGAAAACUUAAGCUUUUUCUCUGGCAUAUUUGAGGGAAUAAAAAAUGGCACCGUCUGGUUGUUACUUGCUUAAUCCUAGUCACUCCUGGAGUAUAGGGCAUUCCAUUCCAUCUGGGCGAGCCACUUCAGUUCACGCCAGGUCUUGCCAGUAGCCUGCACUUCUUUUUUUCAUCUCUCUCCUCCAUGUUCCCAGAGUCCAUUUCAGCGCUAUGUUCGGGAGUCUUCUGUUCACGCGAAGGACGUGACCCAGCUAACUCCAUCUCCUCAUUCGUAUUUCUAAGACAAUGUUUUUAGUGCAUUAUACAUACACGCUUGUUAUUAUAACGUUUUUUUAUGCAAUUUUUUUUCAUUAUUUUAAACUUUUUAAUACUUUUUAAUGAACAUGAAAAUGCGCUUAUAAUAGCGCGGUAAAAAGUACUUUAUAUGAAAAGUUUUAAUUAAUUUGUAAAAAACUAAUUAGGCAUCACAUAAAGUCAAAUUUGAUGUCAGAUUGCAUUGUCAUCGGUUUUUGACCCACGUGCCAAGUUAAAAAUUUCGCUCGGCAAUUUCUAUCCACGAUGUACAAUGCACAACAGACAGAUAGACACACAGACAGAGGAGCCAAGUUAAAUAAAAGAUUGUAAAAAUGUCUAUAUCCUGAUUGUACUGGAGUUUCCACCCCCCCCCCCCC